This is a messenger RNA of Schistosoma mattheei, 1296 nucleotides long. The record is from the annotation of a GenBank genome assembly. Lineage: Eukaryota; Metazoa; Platyhelminthes; Trematoda; Strigeidida; Schistosomatidae.
AUUAAAAUCAUAUCAUCUUGAAGAGAUCUGUUGUAAUCAAUAAUAUACAUCAGUUAGAAUUAAAGAUGGGGACAUUUGGUGGACAUGCAUUACCUGGAAGUUUUUUUAUUCUUUAUGGUUUAUGGUCUAUUUGGCAUAUAUUAGAGAAAUUUUAUCGACGAAAAAGUUAUGAAUUAAAUAAAUCGAAUGAAUCAACUUCUGAAUAUACAUGUAGAAUAUCAUAUCCAAUUGAAAGAAAACAACAUACUGAAAAUGAUAUAAAGAAGUGUUUUUCUUGUUGUAAAAAAUCAUUUCCAUUGGAUUCAUUAGCUAAAUUAGUGUUUUGUAUUAUUGGAAUAAUAGGAGAAGUGAUUACAGGAUUUAGUAAUGAUUGGAUAUUUGUACAUAUUGGUAAUGCGCAACAUUCUACAAUGUUCUCAUUAUUUGGAUUAAGUGGAGCUAUUGAAUUGUGUAUAUUUUAUGGGAUUUUUAAAAUUCCACUUCAAUCAGAAUAUCUUUUUCAUGGAAUAGCGCUAUGGGGAGAACUAUUUCUAUUCCUGUUUCAUUUACACCAUAGAAAUCCACUAGAUGUUUACCUACAUCUAUUAUUAACUGGUAUGAUUAUAUUAGGGAUUCUAGUGUCAGUUGUUGAAUUAUUAAAUCCACACGAACCUAUUUAUGGUUUAAUACGUAGUUGGACUUAUCUUAUGCAAGGCACAUGGUUUUGGCAAGUUGGAGCUGUUCUAUAUCCUAAAACAUCAUGGAUGCCAGAAUGGGAUCAGCAAGCUAAACAGAGUAUACCGGCAGCAGCAAAUUUGUUCGCCUAUCAUAUGUUGGGAAAUUCCGUUGCAAUCAUUGUAAUCGCUAUACCAGUUAUGAUUCGUACAAAAGUUAGUUUGAUGAGUGAUGAAACAAUGAGAACACGUUUGUCAAGAAGAGAGUAUCGUCAACAACCCCCGGAACAUCAACAAAAUUCACAAUCACUGGAACAACAAAAUUUCACGAUUGACAACAAUUCAGAAGAAAUAGAAUUAUGGAAUUAUAAUCAUAGUACUACAGGGAUUAACGAAGUUAAGCAAAGUGACAGAACCUGUGUUUAAUGAAUAAACCAUAAGGCACUUGUCAUUACAUCAUUAAGCCAUUAUGUUGAUGCCAAGUAGAUCGAACUGGUAAUACGUUGAAGCAAUGUGAAACGUAAUCAAGUUUCAUAAUAUAAAAUUACUCCUUCAUCUUUCUUUUUUUAAUUUUGUAACCUCAUCUUCAUUUCUUGCUUUGAUCGUCUAACCUUAAUUGAAACGUAUGACUGACCCUCCUCGC